AUGAGACGUUCGGACUGGCAUGCGGUCACGCCGUACAUGCUUUAUUGCUGUUUUGUCUUCAACGCAGGUAAUGUGUUGUUUGGAAUAGACGUUGCAUCCUUUGGAUCUUUGCAGACUCUCCCGAGCUUUUUGCACCAAUUCGGGCAGCUCAAUAGCAAAGGAGAAUAUGCGCUUUCCACUCAGAGGAAGAGCAUCCUGAACUCAGGCGAGUUCUCCCUUCCUGUCGAGGGCAUGAACUGGACUGGAAAACUGGUCGGAUGUGCCAUUUUCGAGCCUCUCGUGGAGAAUCUUGGAUUUAGAAAGACCAUCUACAUUCUUUCCAUAAUACAGAUCGUCGCAGUUACGCUUCUACUUUCUUCCAAUAGCUGGAUUCAAUUCUGUGCCGGCCGAGUUCUUGCUUACCUCGCUGUCGGCAUCGUCGAACCUACCAUCCCCAUGUACCAAGCCGAGAUGGCACCGGCCGCUCUUCGUGGAUUCUUUGCGGGCAAUGUCCAGGUUCUUGUACAUCUCGGAAGCAUCUGGGGCGCUGGAAUGAGUCGCGCAUAUGCCUACGAGCAAGGGAAAAGGGGAUGGAUGGUCCCUGUUUCUAUGCAGAUGAUCCCAGCUGUCUUACUUCUCAUCUUUACACCGUUUUGUAUCGAGUCGCCCCGGUGGCUGCUCGCUCACGGCCGCAAAGACGAGGCCUUGAAAGCGAUGAACCGCGUAAGGCCUCGAGCUUACGAGGAGAGUGGGAGGACUGCCCGUGAAAUCGACGCCAUCGAGCAGGCCAUCGCAGAGAGCAGGUCGAUGAAUCAGGGUUCAUGGCUUGACUUGUUCAACAGGAAGUAUUUGAGACGCACAAUUAUUGUCACGCUCAUGUUUUUCUUCCAACAAACCACAGGUCAGCAAUUCGCAAACUCCUAUGGCCCUACAUUCUUCAAAUCCAUGGGUCUCGCCCCGGACCGUUUGUUCGCUUACUCUAUCCUUAUUCCACUUGCUGGUCUAUGCGGUUGCAUCAUUGCCGUAUUAACAACCGACACUAUCGGCCGUCGCACGCUCUGUUACAUUGGUGCCGCUCUUGCUACCAUGUUUGGAGCCCUCAUCGGGUCCGUCGGCUCCAAACCAGGAGCUGACAACAACACGACAGACAGCAAUGUUGUCAUUGCUUCCGUGAUCCUCCUGAAUGGUGUCUGUAAGCUCGGUGUGGCAAGCCAGUGUUGGCUCGUCGGCUCCGAGAUUGGCGGAAUUCAGAUGCGAAAGAAGUUGAUGGGCUGGGGCGUUGCUAUAGACGUCCUUGCUGCAUUCUUGGUAACUUUCUUUACGCCAUACCUUCAAGCUGGACCUCAUGUGCAGCUGGGUGCCAAGGUGGGUUACGUCUUCAUGGGAUUGGCGGCCUUGUCUUUCUUCUUCUUCGUUCUGUUCAUGCCGGAGCUCAAAGGCCGGUCGCUGGAAGAGGUUGACGAGCUCUUUGAGCGGAAAUUAUGGGCGUGGCAGUUCAGUAAGGCGAAGACGUACGGAACCGGAAACCAGGUCACUCUGAUCGAAGAUAAUGGCCAGGAGCUCUCGGUGGAGGCUGGAAAAGAACAAGUCACGGCAAUGCAUGUCGAUCAUGCUGAAAAUACGCAGCCAGAGAAUUCGGGCGAGAAAAACCAAGACGUGUAG
Messenger RNA from Exophiala oligosperma, 1641 nucleotides. RefSeq lists its product as uncharacterized. Lineage: Eukaryota; Fungi; Ascomycota; Eurotiomycetes; Chaetothyriales; Herpotrichiellaceae. Gene Ontology annotation, biological process: transmembrane transport; carbohydrate transport. The record is from RefSeq and is a predicted model, not a curated record. Gene Ontology annotation, cellular component: membrane. Gene Ontology annotation, molecular function: carbohydrate:proton symporter activity. The transcript is spliced from 8 exons. The coding region runs from base 1 to 1641 and encodes 546 amino acids.